Molecule: messenger RNA, 2880 nt
Organism: Pteropus alecto (black flying fox)
Lineage: Eukaryota; Metazoa; Chordata; Mammalia; Chiroptera; Pteropodidae
Gene: PDZD4
Product: PDZ domain containing 4
Exons: 8
Coding region: 55-2382 (775 amino acids)
Molecular function (GO): protein binding
Source: RefSeq, a predicted model, not a curated record
ACCAGUGAAAGGCGUUUUCUCGUUCCCGCUCUCCUUUCCUCGCCGGCUAGCACCAUGGGAUGUAAUAUGUGCGUGGUCCAGAAACCGGAGGAGCAGUACAAAGUGAUGCUUCAGGUAAACGGGAAGGAGCUCUCCAAGCUGUCUCAGGAGCAAACCCUGGAGGCCCUGCGCUCCUCCAAGGAGCCCCUGGUGAUCCAGGUGCUGAGACGAAGCCCCCGCCUCCGGGGGGAUGGCUCCUGCCAUGACCUGCAGCUGGUGGACAGUGGCACUCAGACUGACAUCACGUUCGAGCAUAUCAUGGCGCUGGGCAAGCUGCGCCCGCCCACCCCGCCCAUGGUCAUCCUGGAGCCGUACGUCCUGUCUGAGCUCCCCCCCAUCAGCCAUGAGUAUUAUGAUCCAGCGGAGUUCUUGGAGGGCGGCCCGCAGGAGGCAGACCGUAUGGACGAGCUGGAGUAUGAGGAGGUGGAGCUGUAUAAGGCCAGCCACCGGGACAAGCUGGGCCUGAUGGUUUGCUACCGCACCGAUGACGAAGAGGACCUGGGUAUCUACGUUGGAGAGGUGAAUCCCAACAGCAUUGCAGCCAAAGACGGCCGGAUCCGUGAGGGAGACCGAAUCAUCCAGAUAAAUGGUGUGGAUGUCCAGAACCGGGAAGAAGCGGUGGCCAUCUUGAGCCAGGAGGAGAACACCAACAUCUCCCUGCUGGUGGCCCGGCCUGAGAGCCAGCUGGCAAAGCGAUGGAAGGAUAGUGACCGGGAUGACCUACUGGAUGACUUGGCCUUAGAGAAUGAGGGGGACCCGCGAGUGCGGAAGCUGAAAUCGCCCCCCGCCCAGCAGCUUGGAAACGAAGAGGAACAAGGGGUCCCCGAUGUGGGCCCAGGCCUGAGCAACAGCCAGGAGCUGGACAGCGGGGUGGGUCGGACUGAUGAGAGCACCCGAAAUGAGGAGAGCUCCGAGCACGAUCUGCUGGGGGAUGAGCCCCUGAGCACCACCAACACGCCCGGGACUCUGCGCAAGUUUGGCUUGCAGGGGGACGCCCUGCAGAGCCGAGACUUCCACUUCAGCAUGGACUCCCUCCUGGCCGAGGGGGCUGGGCUGGGGGGUGGUGACGUCCCUGGCCUCACUGAUGAGGAGUAUGAGCGCUACCGCGAGCUGCUGGAGAUCAAGUGCCACCUGGAGAACGGCAACCAGCUGGGCCUCUUCUUCUCACGGGCCUCGGGCGGCAACAGCGCCCUGGACGUCAACCGCAACGAGAGCCUGGGCCACGAGAUGGCCAUGCUGGAGGAGGAGCUACGGCACCUGGAGUUUAAGUGCCGGAACAUCCUGCGGGCGCAGAAGAUGCAGCAGCUGCGGGAGCGCUGCAUGAAAGCCUGGCUGCUGGAGGAGGAGAGCCUUUACGAGCUGGGGGCUGGCGAGCCCAAGAAGCAUGAGCUGUCCGACAUCUCCGAGCUGCCCGAGAAGUCUGACAAGGACAGCACCAGCGCCUACAACACCGGGGAGAGCUGCCGCAGCACGCCACUGAUCACCGAGCCCCAGCCGGAGAGCCCCCUGAGGCGGGCCGCUGCUGGCAACUCCAACUUGAACCGGACCCCUGCUGGUCCCCCUGUCGCCACCCAUCCCAAGGCGGCUCCUCCUCCACAGGGGAGCCCCUCCAAGUUCCGAUCCCUCUCUCGGGACCCCGAGGUGGGUCGGAGACAGCAUUCAGAGGAGCGUGUCCGCCGCAGCCCCAAGACGGGGGUGACCCUGGAGCGCGUGGGCCCCGAGAGCAGCCCUUACCUCUCUCGGCGCCACCGAGGCCAGGGCCAGGAGAGUGAGCAUUACCACAGCUGCUUGCAGUUGGCCCCGCCACGUGGCCUGGAGGAGCUGGGCCAUGGCCCCUUGGUCUUGGCUGGUGGCCCUCGGGUGGGUGGAGCAGCGGCGGCCACCGAAGCACCCCGCAUGGAGUGGAAGGUCAAGGUUCGAAGCGAUGGGACCCGCUAUGUGGCCAAGCGGCCCGUGCGUGAUCGCCUCCUAAAAGCCCGGGCCCUGAAGAUCCGGGAGGAGCGCAGCGGCAUGACCACUGACGACGACGCAGUGAGUGAAAUGAAGAUGGGCCGCUACUGGAGCAAGGAGGAGCGGAAGCAGCACCUGAUCCGGGCCCGGGAGCAGCGGAAGCGGCGCGAGUUCAUGAUGCAGAGCCGGCUGGAGUGCCUGAGGGAGCAGCAGAACGGCGACAGCAAGACUGAGCUCAACAUCAUCGCCUUGAGCCACCGCAAAACUAUGAAGAAGCGGAACAAGAAGAUUCUAGACAACUGGAUCACCAUCCAGGAGAUGCUGGCCCACGGCACUCGCUCGGCCGACGGCAAGCGGGUCUACAACCCUCUGCUUUCGGUCACCACCGUCUGAGCCACCGUGAUGGGAGCCGGGCUGUGCCCCAGGGCGGGGGCCCUCCGCCCCAGUCCGGGUCCAGUGAGCCUCCAGGAACCCCUAUCCCCUACUUUCCCUUAGAAUCUAGUAUGUGUGUGUCUGUGUGUACGCACAGGCCUUUUUUUUAACAGAGAGAAGCCCCCAAGGAGAAGGGGCACCCCUUGAGCUGUGUGCACGUGUGUGUGACACGAGCCCAGGCACACGCACGCGCACACGCUCAUGCACACCACUCCAGUGCUCUCUCAGCAUGGGUACUUAGGGACAGGGAAGUCAGCUGAGCACAAGAGAAUGUCCAGCUUUGAGCUGAACAUAGCUUCUCCCCCUGCUGGGAGCCUCCACUAUUUGUAGAAAAAGGCAACCCUGAUUUUUGUGGUUUUUCUCUUCUUCUGUGCUUGCCACUUGUUUUUCUGUUUUGUGGACCUGCCCUGGGGGCUGGCAGCUCCUUCAGGCAGCCUGUCAAAGGUGGAACCCCCUAGU